AUGCUACCCGGAACAGAGAGGAAGAAGCAGAAGACUACACAACCACAGGCGGAGGAAUCAUGGCACCAUUCUCCAAUCAUGUCCGAGACUGUUGAUCAUUCAGAGGGCAACUUCAUCUGGAUUGACGAUACACGUACGUCCUCAGCAUCGGGUGGUCGUCGUGGCGUGAGAAGAAGCGUGCGAGAUCACGAUAUAGUAAGGAGACAUGCCGCAACGGUCUCAGCGGCAGCACGCCUGGCUACUAUUCGAAAGAGAACAGCGUCUUCGCCAGAGAAAUCUCAAGCUGUUGCUCRCGAAUCCCAGUCUGAGGAUGCUCAGCCGUGGUAUAUCCUUCGACUGAUCGAGGGACAUUCAUGGUACAGAGAAGCUAUGCAGUUCAAUUCCGUCAAUCAGAAGUCCACGCGAGCACUCCUCUGGAACUCAAUCACCCAACAUCCCGCCCUCUGGCAAUCCGCAUAUCUAGUUUCCGGCACAUACAGCAACAGCUGCGGACAGCCCGCGUCUACAAUCCAUGGAAUUGGCAGCGGGCUCAUAUACCUCAGGGGUAAAGCAUUGGAAGCAAUCCACGCUUCCGUAGCAUGCGGAACCAAAGACCAUCUAACAUGCAUAGCAAUCGCCAUGCUCGCAGCUUGGGAAAAGAGAUUCGGCGAUGUGGAAACCUAUCACGUCCACAUGAACGCAUGGAAACGCUCCCCACUACCUCCUUCCGCGCAAGAGGAAAACGAUAUCGAGGCACUGCUGCAUGCCGUAUGGCUUAGCAUCCGAGAGAAUCUCCAAGAACGUGCCGAUGAACUACAUACCGCUGCUGGAACAAAACACCAAUAUCACUACCCCGAUCAUCUCCCGCUUGGAUUCCGUAAAUUCCCUCUCCAUCGCCCCGAAACCCGCUCUCUCCUACAAUUACUCGCGCAAUUCGUCCACAGCAACCCAGAAGCACCCAACAGCGUCGCACGCUCCCGAGCCCUACGAAUUGAAAACAUGGCAUGGAGUCCCAGCCACACACUCUCCCAUAACCCCGGGGACAUGUCCUGUGUGGCAUACGAAGAAAGGUGGGAUGGUCAGGAUCUCUGGGCUCUAUAUCACAUUCGAGCCGCUCUGGUUUCCCUGAUUGGCCGCUUUGGAAUCGCAGCUCACAAUAACGCGCAUCAAAUUCAUUGGAGUGGGGAUAUUGCUCCGGGAUUGGAACUUCACGCUAAUAAUUGUCGAUAUUUGCAGACGGAGGAGCUUAUGGGGGGGAAGUAUCGGGAAAUUGGAUUGUGGGCGCAGUUUACUAUUUGUGCGAUUUCGAGGGUGGGGAGUAGGGAUGAGUUGUUGGGGAGGUGGAUUAGGUGUUGUGGGGUGGGGAGUUGGGGGAGGAUGAGGGAGCUUUUGGAGAGGCAUGACCAUCCGGAAGCGAUUCUUGGGAGGAGGACGGAGAGGCUUUAUUGUUUGCUUAUGGGGGGUUGA
Messenger RNA from Ramularia collo-cygni, 1446 nucleotides. RefSeq lists its product as uncharacterized. NCBI's taxonomy places the organism in Eukaryota, Fungi, Ascomycota, Dothideomycetes, Mycosphaerellales, Mycosphaerellaceae. The record is from RefSeq and is a predicted model, not a curated record. The transcript is spliced from 2 exons. The coding region runs from base 1 to 1446 and encodes 481 amino acids.